This is a messenger RNA of Colletotrichum chrysophilum, 1827 nucleotides long. RefSeq lists its product as uncharacterized. Gene Ontology annotation, biological process: proteolysis. The record is from RefSeq and is a predicted model, not a curated record. The transcript has a single exon. Bases 1 to 1827 code for a protein of 608 amino acids. Gene Ontology annotation, molecular function: tripeptidyl-peptidase activity; serine-type endopeptidase activity. Lineage: Eukaryota; Fungi; Ascomycota; Sordariomycetes; Glomerellales; Glomerellaceae.
AUGGCUCCUCUCAAGGCCCUCCUGGCCCUGGCGGCCGCCGCCGUCGCAGUCGAAGCCCGCCUCAUGUCUCGAGCAGCCAACUUCGUCUCGGGCGUCUCGAUGGUCAAUAUGGCUGCCGAAGGCGAGCAGAUCAACCUCCAGAUCGGCCUGAAGCUGCAAAACAUUGACAAGCUCGAGCCCAUGCUCAAGGACGUCUCCGACCCCGACAGCCCCAACUACGGCAAGUACCUCUCGGCGGCGCAGGUCAACGACAUGUUCAAGCCGGCAGAGCAGUCCGUCGCCGCGGUGCAGGCGUGGCUCGCUAAGGAGAACGUCAAGGACGUCUCGUAUACCGACGGGGGCCGCUUCGUCAACUUCGCGACGGACGUGGGGACUGCGAACAGAAUCCUCGGAGCCAACUUUGCCUACUACGACGUUCAGGGCACGAUGAAGCUGCGCACGCAGCAGUACUCUCUCCCCGACACCAUGGCGGAGCACAUUGAGCUCGUGACACCCACGACGUACUUUGGAAAGAUGAAAUCGGACCCCGCGUUCGCGGCCCCGAUGCCGGCCGGUGCCAUGCCGCCAAUGCCUCCCCCGCUGGCUCGCAGACAGGGACAGAACCCCCCCGGCGCCACCGCGAACUGCUCCAAGGCCUUCACCCCGGCCUGCUUCGAGCUGGCGUACAACUAUGGCGCCUACCAAGCUGACCCCGCCGCCGGCAGCCGCGUCGGCUUUGCGAGUUUCCUGAACCAGUCUGCGCGCCAGGACGACCUCACGGCGUUCCUGACACGCUUCCAGCUGCCGCCGCAGAGCUUCAAGAGCGUGCUCGUCAACGGAGGCCAGGACCACCAGGACCCCAAGGGUCAGAUCGGCGAGGCGAACCUGGACGCGCAGGUGAUGGCCGCUGCGGUCAAGAACCUCCCCAUCACCCAGUUCAUCACCGGAGGCAAGCCGCCUUUGGUCCCCAACCUCCGCACGCCGACGCAGGCCGACAACCAGAACGAGCCGUUCUUGGACUUUUACCAGUUCAUGAUGACGCAGGAGAAUGCUGCCAUCCCGCAGGUGCUCUCUGUUUCGUACGGCGACGACGAGCAGACGGUGCCCAUCGAGUACGCCACGCGCGUGUGCAACCUCAUCGGCAUGAUGGGCCUCCGCGGUGUGACUGUUCUCGAGUCUAGCGGUGACACUGGCGUCGGCGCCCCCUGCCGCGCCAACGACGGCAGCAACGCUCCCCAGUUCACGCCGACCUUCCCCGCCACCUGCCCGUACAUCACCGCCGUGGGAGGCACGCAGGCGUUCGGCCCCGAGAUCACGUGGGUCGCCUCCGGCAGUGGCUUCAGCAACUACUUCAAGCAGGCGUGGUACCAGGAGGCCGCGGUGACCUCGUACCUGGCGACGGGCAUCUCUCCCGAGACCAAGAAUUACUACGAGCCGUUCGCCAACUUCACCGGCCGUGGGUUUCCCGACAUCUCAGCUCACUCCGCCAGCCCGCCGUUUCCGAUUGUCAACGCGAACCGGCUCGUCGGCACGGGAGGAACGUCCGCCUCUGCCCCGCUGGUUGCCGGUCUGGUUGGCCUUCUCAACGAUGCUAGGAUCCGUGUCGGCCAGCCGACGAUGGGCUUCAUGAACCCCUGGUUGUACAAGCGAGGAUUCCGGGGCCUGACGGACGUGAACACGGGUGUCGCGCAGGGCUGCGGCGGUGUGGACUUGCAGUCUGGAAAGCCGUUGCAGGGCGCCGGCGUCAUUCCCUUUGCAACAUGGAACGGAACUCAGGGCUGGGAUCCUGUGACGGGACUGGGUCUCCCUAAUUUCGAGAUGAUGAAGACGAUUGCUCUGAUGAAGUGA